This is a messenger RNA of Aedes albopictus (Asian tiger mosquito), 996 nucleotides long. It is a transcript of the gene Rsph9, whose product is annotated as radial spoke head protein 9 homolog. Gene Ontology annotation, biological process: cilium movement involved in cell motility; axoneme assembly; motile cilium assembly. The transcript has a single exon. Gene Ontology annotation, cellular component: axoneme. Lineage: Eukaryota; Metazoa; Arthropoda; Insecta; Diptera; Culicidae. The coding region runs from base 107 to 949 and encodes 280 amino acids. The record is from RefSeq and is a predicted model, not a curated record.
GUACUUCAACGGAAAAUCGAUCAACGUUAGCCUUGACUGGUUUGACAUAAAGGACACAAUCAAAAGGAUCCCCCUCUUUCCGCUACCCUGAAUCCAUCCGCUGAAAAUGAAUCUCGACAAUCUGUUCGACCAUCUACCGUACAUGGCAUACGCUUUCCGAACAUUAUCCACCGAGGAAAAACUCAAGCUGGAACAUUCCCUGCGGAUAUUGCAACGUGCACAACGGCUACAAUCCGUGUACUUCUUCGGAAAACUCGAAGGCCUCGACGGCCACUACACUCUGGCAUUCGGUUGCCCAGGUUGGGAUGUCUUCAAGAACCGGAAGCUGUUCUACUCGCAAAAUCUGUACGACUGGUUUUUGCUGCUGGAACCCAAGCACUGGAGCGAGGACUGGCAGUACAUCAGGCAUCCUUUUCAAGGGGACCCGGCGUUCAAACAGGCAGUCGACUUGGGACCGGAAUUCACCCUAAACGAGGAUCAAGUGCCGAUCGAGGGAGCUCGAGGCCAGUUUGUGGUGAAAGAACAGGACCGACUGUGGUAUGUGAUGACUAGGAUUCUCCAGGAAGCAGCCAUCGUUCCACGUGGCGUGUUGUACCACAGUACGGAAGGCGAAUGCGUCAUCAAUCCGUUUUACGGUGGACUCGAUAUCAAUGAAAGCGUGAGCGUUGUGAACUAUCACCACUUCCGGAAGCCGAUUUAUGGCGCCAAAGAGAACCUGCUGAAACGCGAGAAUUGCAGUUACUUCGUGGACGUAUUCGAUCCAGCGGAUGACGUCAUUCCGGAGCACAAAAGCUUCGUUGUGACACGUGAUCGCGAGAGGGAUGUUUUUGUGCUGAAAUCGUUGCACUGGCCUGGAAUGGUUAGCUUCCAUCGUGUGAGUUCGAAUAUUUACGGGUUUUUCUAUUUCGGUGACGGGAGGAAAAAUUGGGAUAUGCUUUUCAUGCUGUGAGGGUUAAAUUUUGAAUGAUAAAUAAACCAAGUUCUCAGUAACAAAGG